GCUACGUGUAAUUCUAGGGGAAAAUGGCAGAUAGGAAAAAUAACAAUGUUCCCAACAGCAGUGCAAAUUUGCUCUUCAGCGGUGCUCCGGAGUUUAAUUUCAAUUUGCCUUUCAUGCCAGUGAGUCAGGCCACUGGUCCGGCGGUGUUAUCCGGAGAUGAUUCCACUGACGUUGGAGAAGAAGACAGCUUUCUAGGGCAGAUCUCUGGGAAUGGACCAGCCCCCUCUACUUUCAACUACUUCUCCAGUCCCGUAACCACCAGCGACCCGUUUGCAUCCAUCUGCCAGUCGCCAUGCCCACCGCCAGCCCUCUCAGUACCCCAGACGACAGCAGGCCUGGUUUCUGUUCCCAGCAGUAUCAGCAUGGCUCCCGUGCCUCCUCCAGGCUCACAAAUGAACCCUGCUCCUCCAGCGUUUGGCAACGCAGUGUACCAGAGCCCAAUGGGGCGUCACACUCCUCCCCCCACCACAAUGACACCACCACCUCCCCAGAUGCAGCCACAGAGUCAUAACCCGUACCGACACACCCCCAUUAGCAGCAGAGCCAGUCCUUAUAUUCCAGCUCCGGAAGUCCUGCCGCCAACACACACGCCGCAGCAGAACCCGUACUCUCUUGGCUCUCCGCCACAGACAUUCCCGCUGUCAGGACCCACAUACACUAAGCCUCCUCCCACACAAAUUCAAGCCCCUCCACCUCAAGCCAGCACCGCUGGAGCAAUAGUUCCUGCUAAUCCCAUGAUGCCGUACAACUACAAUGUCUAUGAACCUGUUCAGCCUCACUGGUUUUACUGCAAGCAAGUGGAAUCAAAGAGCAUGUGGCUUCCUUUCAGUAUCAUUGACUCUCUUCAGCUAGAGGAGACGUAUAACUCAGUUCAACCAGACCCAGAAAAUGUGAUUGUACGAACAGACGGAGGGCGCUACGACGUGCAGCUCUACGACCGCAUACGGACUUCUGUCUACUGGGAGGAGGAACCUACAGAAGUCCGGCGCUGCUCUUGGUUCUACAAAGGGGACACGGAUAGUCGCUUUAUUCCUUACUCUGAGGAGUUUAGUGACAAGCUGGAGGGAGAGUAUAAGAAAGCUGUCUCAACCAACCAGUGGCACCGUAGACUGGAGUUCCCAUCGGGGGAGACCAUUGUCAUGCACAAUCCAAAGGUGAUUGUGCAGUUUCAGCCCUCCUCCAUCCCAGACGAGUGGGGCACGACUCAGGACGGGCAGACCAGGCCCAGAGUGGUGAAGAGAGGCAUUGAUGAUGACCAUGACGAAGUUCCUGAUGGUGAGCUCGCUAAGGUGGAUCAUCUCGUGUUCAUGGUUCAUGGAAUCGGUCCCGUGUGUGACCUGAGGUUUAGAAGCAUGGUCGAGUGUGUCGACGACUUCCGCAGUGUGUCACUGAAGCUGCUGCACAGUCACUUUAAGAAACCGCUGGACGAGCACGCCAUCAGCAGGGUGGAGUUCCUGCCUGUCCAGUGGCACACGGCUCUACAUGGAGAUGCGACAGGGGUAGACAGGAGGAUAAAGAAGAUCACCCUGCCCAGUACUGGACGUUUACGUCACUUUACAAAUGAGACUUUGUUAGAUGUGCUUUUCUACAACAGUCCCACCUACUGCCAGACCAUUAUGGACACAGUUGCCCAAGAGAUUAAUAGACUUUAUGCCCUGUUCAAGAAGAGGAACCCAGACUACAGAGGAGGCAUAUCAGUGUCCGGACACAGCUUAGGUUCCCUGAUUCUCUUUGACCUGUUGUCAAAUCAGAAGAAUCCUGCAGCAGCCACACCAGUCAUACCUACCGCUAAUGAAGACACCAAACAGGUGACCGCCGCCGUCACACAGGCAGUCACUCCUCCAGCUGUGGAAGAGGAGCCCAAAGAAGACGGGGAAGAGUUUGAGGAUCUUUCUGCUGUGCUGGAACAUCUGGGCCUGUCUGAGUACAAGAGUACCUUCGAUGAGGAGAGGAUUGACAUAGAAUCUUUUCUUAUGUGCACAAUCGAAGACCUGAAAGAAAUGGGAAUCCCACUGGGUCCUCGGAAAAAGAUCGCCAAGUUUGUCAAAGAAAGAGUGAAUAAGCAGGCUGCACGUCAGGCGGCGCAGGAGAAGAAAGCGGAGGUCAAAGAGGUCAGUCAGGUUGCAGCGCCUCCACCGGCAGUUGAAGCUCCUCCUGAUUCCUGCGUGAAGAAGCUUCCUGUCGGCAACACUGUCUCCUCCGUCCACGUCAACUACAAUUACUUUGAAGUUGGGACUGGACAGGUGUCGGUGAUCUACCACACUCUGGACUUUGAGCCAGUGAAUUUCUUUGCCCUGGGUUCUCCGAUCGGCAUGUUCCUGACAGUUCGAGGACUGGAAAAAAUUGAAGAGAGCUACCAGCUGCCCACGUGCAAAGGAUUCUUCAAUAUUUACCAUCCGUUGGAUCCAGUGGCGUACAGGAUUGAGCCCAUGAUAUUACCAGACUUGGAGCUGAAGCCAGUUUUGAUCCCACAUCACAAAGGGAGGAAGAGGCUCCACCUCGAGCUGAAGGAGAGUCUCACCAGGAUGGGCUCCGACCUGAAGCACGGUUUUAUCAGCUCCCUUAAGACCGCUUGGCAGACACUCAAUGAGUUCGCUCGCGCCCACACCGCGUCCGCCCAGCUUCAGGCUGAGCUGGCCAUCGUAGCCAAUCAGAUCGAAGAGCAGGAGAAGCAGGCACAGGAGGUUACAGAGCAUAAGAUCCCGGAGAGCCUGGAGAUACAGAAGGAAGAGGAGCCUCAGGUGAAGAUUGGGAUGCUGAACGGAGGGAAUCGCAUCGACUACGUCCUGCAGGAGAAGCCCAUCGAGAGCUUCAACGAGUACCUGUUUGCCCUCCAGAGUCAUCUCUGCUACUGGGAGUCUGAAGACACAGCUCUGCUUCUUCUCAAAGAGAUCUACAAGUCCAUGGGGAUCCAUCCAGAACAGCUCACACAUUAAAUACAAUGAAGUACCUGAGAUCAAAAUACGCCGUCUGAAACCUUCCCAUUGCUUUUAUUUCAUGUCAGCUCUCCUGGAUUUUGAUCUUUUUCUUUUACUUUCUAUUCAUGUAGUUUACUGUAUGCAGAUGAAUAAUACAAUUGUAUUAUGCCAUUUGUCUUAAAUUAAGAAACAUACGAUUAUAAGAAAUGAUACAUUUGAUAUUACAUUUUUAUAGUAUAAAUUAUAGAGCUGGCCACGUUUACUGAACAUACAUGUUGUCAUUAAAUCAAAUGCUAACACCAGAAGUGAGUGCAGCCUUCUGUAAGUUUUAUUUCAUGGCCAAAAUGUCAAAAUAAAUCAUUUCUUUGCACAGGAUCUUUCUGAUUGAACUGUUGUGUACCGCUGAGAGGAAGACAUGUAACAUUUCUCCUGCAGGAUGACUAUCUACAAAAAGCUGUAAUACUUGCAAAAACAUUGAAUAAAAAUAAUUACAGUACAUGAUGAGAUGCAAGAAUAACCUGCUUUCAUUCUGAGAAAAAAAAAUAAAAAAGCAUGUCCCA
This is a messenger RNA of Larimichthys crocea (large yellow croaker), 3478 nucleotides long. RefSeq names its product SEC23 interacting protein (gene sec23ip). Lineage: Eukaryota; Metazoa; Chordata; Actinopteri; Sciaenidae. The coding region runs from base 24 to 2936 and encodes 970 amino acids. Gene Ontology annotation, biological process: endoplasmic reticulum to Golgi vesicle-mediated transport. The transcript is spliced from 18 exons. The record is from RefSeq and is a predicted model, not a curated record. Gene Ontology annotation, cellular component: cytoplasm; COPII-coated ER to Golgi transport vesicle. Gene Ontology annotation, molecular function: metal ion binding; glycerophospholipase activity; protein binding.